AUGAAUUGCCAACACGAUGAUCCAUUGGGAAGCAACGGUGGUGGUGCAAAGUCCAAUUCCUUUAUGAACAGUUACGAAAGUCUCAACAUAUCUAAGAACAGCUCCGCUGAAGAAAUUGCCGAAAAAUACUUAAGGAGUAAAUUGAGCUUGGAUUUUAAGAACAUUGGCAAGGCAAGUUACAAUGCCAGUGGAGGUGCUCACAGGAACUUUUAUCGGGGCAGGAAUGUAGGGGAAAAUUCCAACCAUGGCAGAACGGAGAAUGAUCAGGGGGGUCAUCUUAACGUUGCGGGCGGUCAGACAAGCUAUCGUAGUAGAGCGAAUGAAUAUCCUCGGCCUGAGCGGAAGGCGAACCCUAACCCGACCUAUGAUAGCCACUUCAAUAACGUGCCGAUCUUUUCCGAGACCAGGAACACUAACAGCGGCGCCGCCGGCAAUCUCCACUAUAACACCUACUCUCACCAAAAUGAUCAGAGUAGAGGGUACACAAAUUCAGUUUCGUUGUCAAAUAAUAUGACAAAUUUUUUUAGCUCCACAAAUUCGGCUAGUCCAACCGAUUUUACACACCUCAGCAAAUUCAAAGAGGAAAAAAAUAACAGCUACUAUGUGGAAGAGCAGUUUUUGAAGUUUGGCCAAAGUGCCUCGAAAGCCGGGCCCGACGGAGAUUCCAACAAGGGUACUCACAUGAAUAGCAUUGAUGAACUGCUUAAGAAGUAUGGAAGUAGCGGCACCGACGGGGACAUCAAUAUGGGUGUGAACAUCGGUCCACAUGUCGGUGCACACGUCGGUGUGAACUUCGAUAUGGACAUCGACGUGGAGCGCAGUGCAGGUAGUAACACACAGGCACAGCGCAGAUUGGGGGGAGAUGUAAAUCCCAUUUUCCAUCGCCCAGCCAGGAGGAAAAAUUCGGAGGGAAUGAAAAUUAGAGCCUCCUUCAUGAACAAAGCAGAAGAUACAAGUGGAGUCGGCCUCGGAAGGGAGAGCAACAAGAGUUACUACCCCAACCGGAUGAACAGAUUUGUUCCAGACAUCUCCCAAGGUAGUAGUAAAAAAAAAAAUUUAAUGCAAAGAAAUAAAGAUUAUGUACAUUACCUCAGCAACCGAAAUAGUUUCCUUAAGAAUGAAGUGUCAAUUAAAAAAGAUUUAAGAAAGAAGAAAGGUCUUCCCGGCAAGUUGGAAAAUACGUACUUGAGGAGAAAAACUAACAUGGAUGGGAUCAAACGACACGGGUCCCUUUUUAGCUCUGUUCUCAGAGGUUACCAAAGUAGAUGCAACAAUGAUAACGAUCUUCAUAACAACAUUAACAUUUUUAACAACAGCCAUGUUGAGGCUUCACAGAAUAACAAUACUUACAGGCGGAUGGUAGAGGAGGAAAAUUCCAACUUGAGGAAUAGACACAAUGAAAAUGGAAGUUGCUUUUCUGUAAGUAAAUCUGGACACUCUGAUCAUAUUGGCAAUAGCGCCAUCAACAUGAGUUUCUUCAAAUCGACCUACUCCGAGUCGAGCAAGCUUGUAGAUUUGCCUGUGAAUGGAUGCACAAGUAAUAGUAACAGUAGGGGUGUCAAUAUCCAACUAAAUACUCUAACAAAUGACAGUUCAGAUCUGAUAUCUCUGGGGACGACAAAUCCAGGAGGUGAAUUAUUAACCACUAGUUCUCACAUAUCAGCAUUGCAUCCUAGUAAGGACAAAUCCAUUCAUUACAAUGAUUUAAGUAGCAAUGCAGAAAUAUACGGUGCGCUCUAUGUUGACGGUGGAACGAGUUCCAUGGUUAGACACACCACGGUGAGGGGAGAACAUAAUGAUGAGCACAUUCCUCGUUCUAUUUCCCAGGGGGAUGGAUAUCAUGAGAAGGCAAACACCAGUGUAUAUGAGAAGAAGUUACCCCCCACGGGUGACUACUUCGUAAGAAGUGAUGAAAGGGUUCCCAUUAGGAACUCCAACCAGAGCAACAUACGUAGUGGUAGCGGUGUUGCUAGUAUCCAGGGGAGGGGCUCAAGCCAGGGGGAGUUUCUCGGAUUUGUCUCCGCUAAUUUAGUCAGGUCAGAGGGGGAGAAGAACUUCCUCCAUCCUUUGUACUUUUCAGAAAAGAAACUACUUAACAUAUUCAACAAUAAGCUGGAAAAUAAUAAUAUGCUGAGUAGUAAUGUAAGCAUAUACAGUGGAGGGAAGAGAGAGGGAAGUGUCCAAAACUGUAGUGAAAAAAUAUCAACCCAGAACAAAAUAGCCCAUGGGGCUAUGCUAAAAAGUGGAAUAAGUUAUAGAGAAGCACUCCCCUGUGUUGUGUCAAAGGAAAAAAAAAAACACAUGAAGCAAGUUGGUAGUAUACAUACUUAUGAAGACUACUUGAAGUACAUCACAGAGUCAAUCAAUGGAAUUCCUAUAAGUAUUAAAAAUAUAGAUGUGUUGCUCGCCUUGGCAUUGUACUCUCUAACUUCCGAGAUGAAUGGAAACACAGACACCAGCGAAAUUCCAGAACAAGUCCUCAUAAAGUUGCUCAACAAAAUUCUGUACUGCUUAAAUUUAAAGACUUGCUUGCUUAAGGAUACCCUGGGGGGGAAACCCGGGGAUAGCAACAAGUACUACUAUAUACAGAUUAGAAAAAAUGAGGAAGGAGGAGAUAAUGUUGGGCAAGAGAAGGAAGAGGAAAAGGGAGAAAAUAUAAAGGGAGAAAAUAUAAAGGGAGAAAAUACAAAGGGAGAAAAUACAAAGGGAGAAAAUACAAGGGGAGAAAAUACAAAGGGAAAUUACCUUGAAAAAGGGAUUAAGACAGUAGGUACAGGUGAAAAUACGAAGAGGAACCCUUGUGACCACCCGAACCAAGUCAGCUUGUUCACCUUGUACAACAAACGGAUCGUAUUGGAGAAGAAGGACCAAGUGGAGACCACAGAUGAAAAUCCCAAAGGAAUCCUUCAAAACCAAAGAAACUUUUGUCAGGAUAGCAAUUACAAAAAAAAAUGUUUCUACCUUGGUGAAAAUAUGAAAAUAAUUACCCUCGUAGAAAUAUUAAAAAUAGCUUGGUGUUUAUGUGUGUUGAAAAAAAACGUGCAGUAUGUAGAUUUGUUGAGGAUUCUAUACAAGGAGGUCGAAUGCAUGAAACUGUCCAAUGAAUUCGUCUUCUGUAUCAGUUAUCUUUUUAAGUAUUGCAACAUAAUACACUUGGAAGAUUGCAAAUCUCAAUUGACCAGACAUGUGCAUCUAGGAGUGGAAGAUAGUACCAAUGAGAACCUGUGCAUGUAUCUACAUCUGCUUCACAUGUGUAGUGCAUAUGACAAGCGAUUCAUAACACCCACUCAUAGGAAGAAUAUCGAUAGGGUUGUAUCUUACUUUUAUGACAGGGUAGAGAACAUAAGCUUGUAUGCUUGCACUAACAUCCUGUGUGCCUUAUCCAAUUUAAAUGUUAAAAAUGAGCAUUACCCCUAUUUCUUUCACAAGAUACUUAACUACUUUCGAAGUAAUGUUAAGAAGAUCACCAAGUGUGUCUUGUUGGUUCAUAUUCUGUGGUCCUUGUGCAUGAUAGAGUUCUGUUGCACUGAUUUUUUCAAGGAUCUGAGUGAGUACAUUAUUAGCAUUUUGCACUUCCUACCUUUAGGGGAGUUCAUUACCAUCUCAUGUUGCUUCAGCUGUCAGAAAAUGCUUAUCAUCAAAAAUUAUUUCAAUAAUGUUAGGAAGACAGUGGAUGGAACAUCGGAACAUCGAUUCGGGAUCACCGCUUCGAAUGAGAGGGAGUACAGUGCAUACGAGCCUGUCAUCGCUGAGUAUUACACGCACAGAAAACUCUUUCCCUACUGCUUCUACCACCGACCUGUCUCUCAUGCACUCGUCUUUAAGAUUCUGGCGCAUGGGUUCCUGCACUAUGAAGAGCGCGACAGUGUGAAAUGUCCAACCGGGGAAUUUACUAUGGACCAUACUGAUCGAAGCGAUGUGAGAAGGAAAACAUGUAGGAGUCUGAGUGUAGAAAACAGGAUGAGUGAAUCCCCAUCCGGUGCACAUGAUUCCAGUGUACAGAAUUCCCGUUUUAACAGUUCCAAUAUUUAUAGAGCGGGUGGAACUGGUGGCGUCAAAACAAUUGCUCAUCCCAGUGGAGAAACGAGGAAUGAGGUACCGAAAAACAGGUAUCCGAAAAAAAUGAAUGAGAAAAAAAAAAUAAAAGAAUAUUAUAAAAUGUAUGAUCACAAUAACAAGUAUGAAUUUGCGUUGAAUUCCUGUGAAAGAAUUCUUUUCGAGAACCUGCUUGAAGAUUGUUGCAAUAAUUUCGAGCACCUAAUGUCUAACAACCUAGUUGAACUAUUGUUUACUCUAUGUACGCUGAAUCUAGAUAGAUCGAAGAUUGUUAAAAUAGUAGUAAGAAAAAUUGAUUGCGCUGUCUUUGAGCAGAAUUAUGAUCAAGCAGUGAAGAAGAAAAAAUAUAUACAUAAGGAUUUAACCGAAGACGAAAAACAAAACGAAAGAAACGACCUCAUUAUCCUUAACUAUAUUUAUAACAAAUAUGUACAGGAGAACAGUUAUACCAUGGGGAAGAAUGAUAUCGACGAGGGGUUCCUUCAAAUGGUAGACAAUGUAUACUUCUGUAGGUACAUCAAAGACGACUUGUUUCUACGUGUCAUUAAAACAAGCAAAGGGAUAGUAGAGAGAACCACCACAGGUGCAUUUUCCAAACUCAGAAAUAUUUUAAAUGCAGCCACGGUGAGUAGAGACACCGGAGACAGUACCGGGUACGUAGGAAAAAACAAAUCAGAGAAAGAAUAUAUCCUUACGGAGGUAGAAAAUCUGUCUGACUCGCAUCAUCAUGGUAUAGAUACAAGUGGCGAAUUGAUGGGAGGUACACAAGAGAGAAACUUCGGGGGGAAUAUCUCCAAGGAAAUGAGGGAUAAUCCUACUGUCACUAAAAAUGGAGUGACCGAUAGACACCAGCAAGGAGAAAACAUGCAGAUGGAUGAGAAGUUGGUGGAGCGACCCGAUGAAGUAGAGGCCUGUAAUAGUGGAGGAGAGUACAUACGUGAGGAGGUGGACCUUGUGGGUGAUACACCCAAACAUCUAAGCAAGUUCAAAGAGAACCUAAAGAACACAUACGAUACAGCCAUUUCAUAUUGCAACAAGCGGACCAAUCAUCUUGGGAAAGGAACUUCCCCCAAUAACAGUGGGGGUAUAUCAGACAGGACACUAGAAAAUGGAAACCCACAAGAGAAAGAACACCUUUUAAAUAACGAAAUUUACGAACAUAUAGUUUCGAAGAGAAAUAUAAAAAAUAUUAUCAAGAGACAUAAGAAGGGGAUGGUUGAGAAGAUUUUCUCCUUUUCAUCAUCAUGUGGUGACAACACUGCUUUCCAAGUCAGUACCUGCGAUCGGGCAAAGGAGAAACACAACAACUUCCAUUUUUACAGAACGUUUAUUUUGCUAAUUCAGCUUUCUGCGCUUUCGCUCCUUUCCUUCGUCGUCCUCUUUGUGUACACUUCGCUCAGGUAG
Molecule: messenger RNA, 5460 nt
Organism: Plasmodium knowlesi strain H
Lineage: Eukaryota; Apicomplexa; Aconoidasida; Haemosporida; Plasmodiidae
Product: conserved Plasmodium protein, unknown function
Exons: 1
Coding region: 1-5460 (1819 amino acids)
Source: RefSeq, a predicted model, not a curated record